This is a messenger RNA of Hirundo rustica (Barn swallow), 3613 nucleotides long. It is a transcript of the gene DHRS3, whose product is annotated as dehydrogenase/reductase 3. The transcript is spliced from 10 exons. NCBI's taxonomy places the organism in Eukaryota, Metazoa, Chordata, Aves, Passeriformes, Hirundinidae. Gene Ontology annotation, cellular component: lipid droplet. The record is from RefSeq and is a predicted model, not a curated record. The coding region runs from base 625 to 1611 and encodes 328 amino acids. Gene Ontology annotation, molecular function: oxidoreductase activity, acting on the CH-OH group of donors, NAD or NADP as acceptor.
CUACUGUGCACUACGUCAACAUUUUCAGGCAAGUUCCUGCCAUAAUCCCAAGACCUCCUUCCUGCAAGAUCCUCCUGCUUCUGGUUGGAGUCCAUUGCUUCAUUUAUAAGUUCCUUACUGAUGCUUCCAAAAAUGCCACAUCCUCCAUGGAUGAAGACGACUCCUCUCCGUUUGCUUGCAGAUGGUCUUCUUGGGAGGAGUUCCUGACGUCACAGAGGCAUCUCCAAAUUCAGGGGAAACAGUCAUGAAGGAGAAGAGGGAAUUUGUGUUUACCUCUAGAUGGCUUCCCAGGAUAGUGCAUCUGGCUCCAGACCUGAGUGAACGUGUGGACUGGAUUAAUUUUGAUGAAUCCUAGUGAUACCUGCACAUAUAAACCCAGAUUUCUUUCCAGUCCAGCUGUGAAGACAACACUCUUUCCAGUUCAAAAGCAAGGAAGCUGUUUUACCUGCGUGUGACAAUCCCGGAGGACACCGAUCAAGAAACAGGGCAGCGACUUGAUCUUCUGCACUACUUCACUCCUACCCCCAUUUUUUUUUAGGGGGGGAGAAGGAUUUUCCAGUCCGAGAACCUCUUGCCCCCAAGUUUUGGAAGGGGGUUGAAGACUCGUCACCCAUUUGGGGGUGCAUGAAGGGUAUUGCUUUGCUUUCUCUGUCACCUUGGUUUUGUGGAGGUUUGGAAGAGAACUUUGCCUGGCAGAAGAGGAUGAUGUGGAAGUGGCUGGGCGCCCUGCUGCUGUUCCCGGUGCAGAUGGUGUAUCUGGUGGUGAAAGCUGCCGUGUGCCUGGUGCUGCCACCCAAGCUGCGAGACCUGUCCCGGGAGAACGUGCUGGUCACCGGCGGGGGCCGCGGCAUCGGCCGGCACCUGGCCCGGGAAUUCGCCAGGAGAGGAGUCAAGAAGAUCAUCCUGUGGGGUCGGACUGAGAAAUGCCUGAAGGAGACCACGGAGGAGAUCAGGAUGAUGGGGACAGAGUGCCACUACUUCAUCUGUGAUGUAGGAAAUCGGGAGGAAGUCUAUCGGCAAGCCAAGGCCGUGCGGGAAAAGGUGGGUGACAUCACCAUCCUGGUGAACAAUGCUGCUGUGGUCCAUGGGAAGAGCCUGAUGGACAGCGACGAUGAUGCACUGCUGAAAUCCCAGCACAUAAACACCCUGGGACAGUUCUGGACCACCAAAGCAUUCCUGCCAAGGAUGCUGGAGCUGCAGAAUGGGCACAUUGUUUGCCUGAACUCUGUCCUGGCCUUGUCAGCCAUCCCUGGUGCCAUUGACUAUUGCACCUCCAAAGCCUCAUCCUUUGCUUUCAUGGAGAGCCUGACCCUGGGGCUGCUGGACUGUCCUGGAGUGAAUGCCACCACAGUCCUGCCCUUCCACACCAGCACAGAGAUGUUCCAGGGCAUGAGAAUCAGGUUCCCUAGUCUUUUUCCUCCUCUCAAGCCAGAGACAGUGGCGAGGAGGACGGUAGAAGCUGUUCAGAUGAAUCAAGCCUUCCUCCUCCUUCCAUGGACAAUGCAUGUUCUUGUUAUCCUAAAAAGCAUUCUCCCCCAGGCAGCACUUGAAGAAAUCCACAAGUUUUCUGGGAGCUACACCUGCAUGAACACUUUCAAAGGACGAACAUAGACCUGAUGGCACAAGGACUGUUCUGCAGUGAACCCAGCACAAGCAUGAAAAUCCUACAGGACUGUGAAUCAGCAAAUCUUGGCUUUCAGCCUGUUCAUGUGACUUGUGCUGCUCUGAGGCAACACAUUUCUUACAGGUCAUAUCCAUAGUAACAUGACCUUUGCACAGGAUUGAGUGAGUGGACUAUGGACCCUUGGAAAGAAAACCAGAAAGUGUGAAAUGUUUCUAUGCUGUUUAAUUCUUUAGAGUUCAACUGUUAAAUCUACUGGUAGUUUUGAUGUGAUUUUUGUUUCUUAAGUGUCCGUGGGCUGUCUCAGUGGAGGGGCAGCACAUCCCAUCCCAUCCCAAGCACACUUUGUGCCCUCUCUCCAGAGGAACUGCCACUGGUUUCAUUGCAGCUUUUUGAAUGGGGAACUUCACAAUUACUUUAAAGAGCUAAAAGAUACGGACAUUUAAUGGAUGCUUCCUUCUCUUUCUUCACUUUCCAUCCCUUGAUGAAGCUGUCCCCAGCACACACUGGGGCAGGAGCAAACCAUGAAGCAAUGUUCUCUUUGCUAAAGGCCACCCAGGAUUUCUCUUUCUGGGCCCCAAAAAGCUGUUGUACUUCCUCAGUGGAGGCUGGUCAGGAAGGCUCAGGCAGCAGAGCUGAGAGUUUAAAUAGUGGAAGAAUCUUUCUGUCACUGAAUUAAUAUGUGAAGUUGUCAUUCUGAUUUUUUUUCUGUUCAUUUAUGAUAAAAUAUAAAUAUAUUUUUAGCAUUAAUCCCAGAUUGCCACACAUGUAGGCAGCAGCACAUUGGGGAUGAACUAAAUCUAGAAGUGAAACUAGAGCCUGCUUGUACAAACAUAGAUUCACUGACAUAAUCCAUGGAGAGGAAAAUCCAUUGUAUCAAUCUGCACAGUGAAGUGGAAUAAUGCUGUAAGAGACAGAACUGUCAUGCUCACAAGAUGUGAAAUUUGGGAGCACAUUUAGCAAAGACCUGAUUAAAUGCAUUUUGAAUUCAUCUGGGAAUAAACCCAAUGUGCUUUAGGGACAUUGAAUCAGGCACUGAUCAGCCAGAAGUGAUAAAUAUACUUGGACUGAGGUGCCAGAAGCAGCUAGACAUUAUUUAUUUUUGUAAUGAAAUAUUCUCUUUGACAGCCUAGGAAGGGCAACACUGCAUUCCUGUGCAAAAUGCAGUGAGCAGCACAUUGGAGCACUACUAACAGAGGAAUUCAUAUAAUUGCAGUACAGGAAGUAGCAAGUCUAACUGGAGACACCUGAAUGAAGUGCCUUGAGGAUGGAUGUGUGAUAAAAGGAGUGAAUUUAGGGCUUCUGACUCAAAUUUUGAGCUUUUCCAUAGAUGUCCUGUGUGGCUUGGAGCAAAAUGCAUCAUCUGAAAGAGCACCCUGGCCUGCAAAGCAGAUAUUUCUAGUGUUUCCCUACCUCAGAAUUGCAAGUCUGACUACCUAAAUGUCUGUCGAAAGUUCAGCAAAUUCAAAUGCAGUGUGUUAUAGAAAGGAAAAGCAGUAUUUGUUCAUAGACCAAGAGGUUCUAUACAAAAAUUUAGGUGAGGAAAAACCCCAUAUGCCAAAAUACAUCAUCUCCUAAAAGACAUCUGAGCAGAAAAGCUGUGAGCUUUGUUUAAAAUACUCCUUUGGUUCUGCCACAUUGAAUGGAGACCUGCUACUGAGGUGCAAAGGUGUGAAUGUUAAAAUCAGGUCUGACCUUACUGCAGAGCACUGGAUUUCUCCCUUCUGGAGCUCUCCAAGAGGAAGAUGCUGCCAGAAGUGCCACUGUUGAAGUCCCUCUGCCUGGGUGAGGGUUUGGAGGGGCUCUCCUGCCUCAGUCAGUGCAGAACUAUAACCUGGAGCACCGUGACACCUCUGAACAUGUUUCCUAAAAUGCAGUUUUCCUUGGAAUUCCUGGAUGUCUGAGGCUCUCUGGAGAGGAUGAAAAGAAACUUCAAGCUCUGUGAUUUUGAGGCUCACCCUAAUAAAUGCUUCCAGCUUUAUUUUUUGUCAA